AUGGUUCGCCGCACAAAGGGUUCUCGAGCCCUCGGUUCGGCUCUUCAGCCGCGACCAAUGCCCGCCGGUCGGAAGACACGGCGCGCCUCGGAAGCCGAGCAGGCCAAUGAUGCCGACAGCUUGACCCUGGACGGCUUGUCUCUGGGUUCGUCAAAGGCAAAGCGCCCUGACCCGUUCCCCUUCAUGUCCCUGCCCGGCGAGCUGCGACUCAAGGUGUACGCCUACCACUUUGCGGAUGCCGGCAAGGUUAUGGACCUCGAUCCCGACAACCACAAGCGGCUUCACAGGAAACUGGCCUUGUUCAAGACUUGCCGCACCAUUUACUCUGAAGCAUCGCAUUACUACUACAGCAGCCGAACCUUUCGCCUCUUCCCGACGUUUCCUGGCCGCUUCCUCAAGACCAAGAAGCCGCUUCUGGCCCGUCUCACUCCCUCGAAGCGAGCAUGUCUCACCUCUCUCGAGAUGCGCCUCGGUCCUGGAUGGAACGCCCCGCCCCGUGGCUGGGUUGUGAACCCGGCCCUGGGGCUCAAAGACUGUAUCAACGUCCGGCGGCUGACGGUCUUUGUCGAAUGCGACCCAAGUGACAGCGUCUUCACGGGCUUUCGACGGUCUGAGGGGUUCUACGAGCUCUUCUGCCAAAAGCUCCUCGGCGAGGUACUGGCCGAGUUACCGGCGCUGGAAUACGUCGACUUUGACGGCUGGUCGAGCGUCAAGAAAUCGGGAGAAAUGAUGAAGGGGCUCAUGGAAGUCGCCAUCAUCAAUGACCGCGGUCUACGGUGGGGUCCCGAGCGCGGAUGGACCGACGCCGAGGAGAAGGAGGAAGUCCGCAAACCCAUCUGGACUGUGCCGUCAGUUUCCAGUGUCUCAUUUGGAAUUCAACAGGGCGUUAUGGUUACGGCGUAA
Messenger RNA from Verticillium alfalfae VaMs.102, 903 nucleotides. RefSeq lists its product as hypothetical. NCBI's taxonomy places the organism in Eukaryota, Fungi, Ascomycota, Sordariomycetes, Glomerellales, Plectosphaerellaceae. Bases 1 to 903 code for a protein of 300 amino acids. The record is from RefSeq and is a predicted model, not a curated record. The transcript has a single exon.